CUUUCCUAUAAAUAUAAAGCUCCUCUUCUUCAUCUCCUCUUUGCUUUCCUUUGUUUUUUUUUUUUUUUGUCUUUCAAUUCAAUGCUCUUUCUCCGAUCUUAUCAUCAACUGCUUUACCUUUUUAUUAUGCACUGAAUAAUACUGUCAUUGUUCUGUUCAUUAUAAUUAUCUGCAGGAUGGCCGGAAAUCGGAGACUCCGGCGGUGGCGCAUCAAUUUUUUCUACAGAUCUUCAGCCAACUCCAAGGAUCCGCCCAAGGAAUUCGUCUGUCCGAUUUCAAACUCCUUGAUGUUCGAUCCUGCCGUCGUUUCAUCCGGCCAGACGUUUGAGCAACUCUGCGUCGAUGUUUGCAGAGAUUUAGGCUUCGCGCCUACGCUUCGUGACGGCUCCACGCCGGAUUUCUCGACGGCGAUACCGAAUCUCGCUUUGAAAAGUGCGAUUGAGAACUGGUGCUUGAAGUCAGGGCUGGAGUUCCCGAAGCCGCCGGUGUAUUCGGAUGUUGAAUCGAUUGUUCGAUCUCGCAGCGGCUCCGCAGCCUCGGGGAAGGAAGAGAAAUCGGAAAUUAGGUAUUUGGAGAGGGAAUUGUUGAACGGAGUUACGGAGAAGGCUCCGAUCUUGUUGUCGCACGCUGCGAGUGAAUUGAACCGUAGGAAUUUGUACGAAUCUUCGAGCGACGACGAAUCGGAGGAAUCGGUUAUCGCUAAUGCGACGCCGCUGUUGCCGUUCGCUACACGACCGUCGUGCUUUUCGCACUGUUCUUCUUCGCCUUCAGUGUCGUCGGAGUUCUUCUCCGACGAGGCGUCGUCGAAUUAUUUUUCUGCUUCGUCUUCAAUCUCUCCUUCGGAGGAUGAAGAUUUUGUGACGCAAAUGAACAGUUUGGAUGUGUAUGACCAAGAGCAGGCUGUGAUUCUUCUUAGGAAAACAACACGAACCGAAGAAGAUUCUAGAACGUCGCUUUGUACAGAGAGGCUUCUAAUGGCGCUGAAGAAGCUCUUGACGUCGCGAUACGCCGCCGUGCAGAGCAACGCGGCGGCGGCGAUCGUGAACAUAUCUCUCGAGAGGUGCAACAAAAUCAAAAUUGUGAGAGCAGGAAUCGUUCCGAUUCUAAUCGAGGUUUUGAAAAAUGGAUUCGAGGAAUCUCGCGAACACGCCGCCGGUGCGAUCUUCAGCUUAGCGAUUGAAGACGAGAACAAGACGGCGAUCGGAGUUCUCGGCGCGCUGCCGCCGUUGCUGCACCUGCUCAGAUCCGGAACGCGGCGGAGCCGCCGCGAUGCCGCCCUGGCGCUUUACCACUUGACGCUGGUACAGAGCAACCGUAAGAAAAUCAUAAAGCUCGGCGCCACCGCCGUUUUAGUGGCGUUGCUGGCGGACAGAGAGGCGGCGGAGGCGGUGGUGCUGGUGCUGUGCAACCUCGCCGCGUGCGGCGACGGCAGGGCGGCGCUGCUCGACGCCGACGCGGUGGAGCGCUUAAUGGCUGUUCUGAGAAACCGGUCCGAGUCGUACUCGGAGACGACUCGGGAGAAUUGUAUCGCGGCGCUACACUCACUGAGUCAUGCGAACUCGAGGUUUAAAGCAAUGGCGCGGAGCGCCGGCGGCGUGGAGGUGCUCCGGGCGGUGGCGGAGACAGGUAGCGAGCGGGCGAGGGAAAAGGCGCGGCGGAUUCUGGCGGGGCUGCGGCGGCGGCAGGCGGCGGAGACGGAGGAAGUCGAUUGGGAAGCCGUAAUGAAAGGCGGCGUGGCUCAGAUGAGAUUCCGAGCCGGAGCGAGUUGCGAACGUAACUCGACCGAGUUCUGAGUUCAUAUAAUUAAAAUUAAUUAGAAAAUACGGGUAACUAUUAGUUACAUCUCUAAUUAAUAAGAAAAUUACAUAAGCCUCCCCUAAGAAUCGUCAAAUUACUAAUUAAACCACAUUUAGGAGAUGGUUUUUAGUGGAAUCAUUUUAAUCGUAAGGGCCUUUUCGUAGACACACACCAUUACUCUAUUACUAUGGCCUACCUUUAUGGUACUAUUUUCUUAAUUAAUUAAUUAUUGGAUAAUAAUAAUAAUAAUAAUAAUAGCUUUGAGGGCCUAACAUCUUUUUGUCACCUUUUGACAAUUAUAUUAAAGUAUUUUAUCUUAUAUCAAUAUCUAGGCUGCGACUAAAGUGCAAAAACCAUACUAUAGUUUCAAUACUAUACCUAUCUUACGAUCACAAAUUCAAUCCUACACCGCCAGCCCAUCAGGGAUUAGAACCAUCCCUUAUAUUUAAUUAAGAUUAAGAUAGAUAGUGGCCAGUCAUGACUCAUGAUUUUCCUUCAAUGGUAAGUAGAAAUGCAAUUAGAGUUGUAGAGCUCUUAUACAAUAAUCAUUGUAUAAAAAAUGUUAGUAUUAAUUUACAUUACACCAAUAGGAAGGGAACACAAUGGCUAU
Molecule: messenger RNA, 2407 nt
Organism: Andrographis paniculata
Lineage: Eukaryota; Viridiplantae; Streptophyta; Magnoliopsida; Lamiales; Acanthaceae
Product: U-box domain-containing protein 38-like
Exons: 1
Coding region: 177-1793 (538 amino acids)
Biological process (GO): protein ubiquitination
Cellular component (GO): cytoplasm; nucleus
Molecular function (GO): protein binding; ubiquitin-protein transferase activity
Source: RefSeq, a predicted model, not a curated record